Messenger RNA from Acanthocheilonema viteae, 1053 nucleotides. NCBI's taxonomy places the organism in Eukaryota, Metazoa, Nematoda, Chromadorea, Rhabditida, Onchocercidae. The record is from the annotation of a GenBank genome assembly.
AUGUUCAUAUUACGAUACUGUGGAUUUUGCGCUCGAUCUGUCGAGACGAACGCAACGAUUGGAAAUCAGUCCGAAAUCUUGGACGAACCGGUCAUAAUUGAACCUUUUCCGGAUGUCACUACUUUGCAGCUUGCGCAUCCAUCAGAAUUGCCGGGAAAACCUGCACAGCCAUCUGCAAUGGUGCCGCUCCAUGCAUCAACAAACUGGGAAGUUUUUGAGGAAAUUUCACCGGCAAAGAAAGUUGACGUUACACCAUCCUUCUUUCCUUCUGAUAAGCUUGGAAAUGCAUCUGACGAACAGAUUGACAUGCACAGUGCACUGGAUAAACGCAUCAGUUCUCGCGAGUACAUCCUAAGCAUUACAGAUGACGAACUUUCUCGUUUUCCUAUUGCAUUUAUUGAAUCAUUUUAUCCAGACCUAUCUCCUGGUGAAAUUAUGCAACUGGAGCAACGAUUAUGCGAUUUGAAAACUGGAUUUUCUUGUAGUGAACGAAGUUCGGAACCACUUUCAGUAAAAAGUGAAAAUUUUUUGAAGUCCUACCGUCCUCAACUUACGAUCUGUACCGAUGCCGGUUUUCAAGUAGAUAACAAACGCAGUAAUCAAAGUGGCUUCGAUAUUCGUCAGUUAAUUCUAGCUUCUCAAAACCGAAAGAUAAUCCCAUUAGAUUGGAAAGUUAUUGAACAGUUACAACCUUUUUUAUCAGUCAUCGAAUUUCAGAAUAUGGCAAAAAAAAUGGGUUUUCACACGCUUUUGCAGAAGCAAGAACCUCAUUUACCAUUAUCAGAUCCCGCCAACUCGCGUACAGCUUCAUCAGAUAUAUAUAAUGCUCUAGAUCUUAACCGAAAUACUUAUCCUUCAACUGGAGAGUCGUCAUUCUCUGCUAAUAGUUCAUCGUGUUCUAAGGAUAUUGCUAAACAGAAUGCAAGAGAAAAGUUAUCACCUGUAAUAAAGAUCGCAGAUACGGAGUCAGAAAAUGUUGAAGUGCAUGAAUCGAAUAGUUCAAAUGAACAAACAGUGAAAUCUCUUGUUGACGAUUUAUUAUUGAAAUUGUAA